Molecule: messenger RNA, 788 nt
Organism: Elaeis guineensis (African oil palm)
Lineage: Eukaryota; Viridiplantae; Streptophyta; Magnoliopsida; Arecales; Arecaceae
Source: RefSeq, a predicted model, not a curated record
AUUUUCUUUUGAGGUGAGGCAAAAUCACGGCGGUAAAUUGAGCCCUUGAUCAUCUUUUUGGGCCGAGCCGAUUGGGGCCCAUCGGCAGUGGCGUCCAAGACCAAUCCGAUUGUGGGAACGCACAUAUCGAAGCCAAGAGCACCGCCGUGCGUCGAAAGGAGAAGAUGGAGAGAGGGUUGUCGGGGAUGGAGAGGGCGGAAGAACGGGGAGUAGGGAAGAAGAAGGACCAGGCCGCUGCAGAAAAGGUGUGCAGGCGGUGUAAGGUGACGUUCAACACCGCCACGAACACGCGAUCCUCUUGCAGGUUUCAUCCUUCCUUCUUCGUCUGCCGGAGGCAUGACGACCAAAAGAGGUAUUAUGAACUUGGUCCUGAUGAUCCACCCUAUGCUGCCAAAUUUUAUGAUUGCUGCGGAGCGGAAGACUCAGAUGCGUUGGGCUGCACUACUGAUUUCCAUAUGUCCUAUGAUGAUGAUUGAUCUCUCUCUUAACUUUUUCAAUGUAAAAUUGUCAUCUAUCCUCCUCGCUUUUGAUCUAGCCUGCCCCGAAUCGUCAACCAACCUUUGAAUAGUCUCAACAUCCUGAUGUUCUUCCAUGUUACUUUGUGCCAAAAUAAGUUUACAUAUUUGCAAAUGAUGUGAUGAUUGUACCGAGCAGUCAGUGAACAAAUUUGUAACAAGCGAAAUGUCUCACAUCUUCGUCAUCAAACAUGAUAGGUUCGUGCUAGGCUUUGAUUGCACUCAUGUGACAAUAUUUUUUCAAGAGGGGUAAAUUACUGGUAUUCUAAUUCA